Molecule: messenger RNA, 922 nt
Organism: Salarias fasciatus (jewelled blenny)
Lineage: Eukaryota; Metazoa; Chordata; Actinopteri; Blenniiformes; Blenniidae
Product: glutathione S-transferase A-like
Exons: 6
Coding region: 57-731 (224 amino acids)
Source: RefSeq, a predicted model, not a curated record
ACAUUACACAUUCACUCUGCACUUCUCUCACAGGUUCAACCGGCAGGCAAACCACCAUGGCUCAGGACAUGACUCUGCUGUGGGGCUCCGGCUCCCCGCCCUGCUGGAGGGUCAUGAUCAUGCUGGACGAGAAAGAGCUGAAGGGAUACAACCAGAAGCUGCUCUCCUUUGAGAAAGGCGAACACAAAUCCCAGGAGGUCCUGGAUAUCAACCCCAGGGGUCAGCUUCCUGCCUUCAAGAUUAAAGAUUACAUCCUGAAUGAGUCCUAUGCUGCCUGCAUUUUCCUGGAGAUCCAGUACAAGUCCCAGGGAACCAAGCUGACCCCUGACUGCCCCAUGGAGCUGGCCCUGAUGUACCAACGCAUGUUUGAGGGUUUCUCACUCCUCCAGAAAACUGGUCAAGUUCUCUACUACGACUAUAAUGUUCCAGAGAAUGAGAGACACGAAUCUGCUCGGACCAGAAACAAAGAGGCUCUGACCACUGAGGUCAAGCUGUGGGAGGGAUACCUGGCAUCUUCGUCAGGCUUUCUGACAGGAAAGACCUUCUCGCUGUCGGACGUGACCGUCUUCCCCAACAUUGCUUACCUCUUCCGCAGCGGAUUAUGCGAGAAGCGCUACCCUAACCUGGCCAAGUACUACAAUGGUCUGAAGGACAGACCCAGCAUCAAAGCCAACUGGCCUCCUCACUGGAAAGAGAGCUGCGAGUGCCAGGUGCUGCUGAAAGAUAUCUGAGAUGCAAAUGCUCGUCAGGGAAUUCCACAACCUGUGUUUUCUACUAUCUUAACCACUCCUAGCAUUGUACUACUCUGAUGCUCCCCAUUUCUAACAAAGUCUCUUCUACUGUGAUGGGAACGUUUCAGACAUCAUUUGUAACAAAAAUGACUUUUGCGGGGUUUGAAAUAUAAUAAAAAGGUGAGUUUCAG